AUGCAUCUCUUUUCUCUUCGCGCUGUGAUUGUGCUUUGGAUUUUGAUGAAAAUGAUCAGCCAAAGUGGUCUAGCCUUGCAAGGCUCGACAAAUCCCAUGAACAAACAAAGGAGUACUGACUUUUCAAGUACUCAUCUUCACUUGGGCAUGAAUCCAAUGAUGAGAACAGCUCUUGAUGAUUUCAUGGAUCAACCCGAUCCUAAUUAUCAUUAUCAAGUCAUUGACACCUUUCCAGUAGAUGACCAUGGCAUUCCCAUGAUGAUUGGCCAAACAAAUCGUCAUCCACAAUCAUCAUCAUCCGUGGCCACUUGUUAUGUCCUCAACAUGACCAGUCAAACUUGGCUUACGAAUCAGGACAUUUUGAAUGGACGUGAUGUGUGGUGGCAUUAUCAUUUAAUCAUUGUUCCCAAUAAUUUGAAUAGAGAUUUAAAGCAUGCAGCAAUGUGGAUGAUUGGCAAACACAAUACAGAUUCAAAACCAUAUCUGGGAGAUUUAUCAGAUCUCACAAGAAUUGCAGUUUCAACAAGGAGUAUUGUGACCGAGUUGUUGCAAGUUCCAAACCAACCCAUUGUGUUUGCAAUAGAUCCUAAACAUGAACAACGUUCAGAGGAUGGAAUGGUUGCAUUGACGUGGAGACAUUUCCUUAAUGACACGAGUAAACCGAAUUGGAUUGCACAUUUACCAAUGACUCGAGCUGGAAAAAGAGGUUUAGAUACUAUUCAGAGCUUUGCAAGAAAACAACUUGAUGUGAAUAUUGAAUCGUUUACAGUGAUGGGAGGAAGUAAGAAGGGAUGGACAACUUGGCUUCUUGCAGCUGUGGAUAGUCGUGUGACAAAUAUCAUUCCUAUGGUAAUUGCGACUUUAAAUCUUCAAAAAUGUCUCAUUCACACCUAUGACAGUCUUUGUGAUUUUCCCAUUGCCAUGGAUUCUUACAUUGAACAAGGCAUUACUUCGAGAGUAAAGACUGCAGAGUUUUCACAACUGGCUGGAAUUAUUGAUCCUUUGAUUUACAGAGACAGAUUUGCAAACAUUCCAAAAUUGCUCAUCUAUGCUCUUGGUGACGAAUUCUUUUGGGUGGAUUUAUCAUUAUUUUCAUUUCCAUUCCUCACAGGUGGAUUACAAAACAAGAGACUGAAAUAUUUACCAAACACAGGACAUAAUAUGAAGGACAGUGAUAUGAUGGAUGCUGUUCAUGUUUCAUAUUAUGCUCAUUUAUAUGGAAUUGAUUUACCAGUUUAUGAUUUUCAUCACAUUGAUCGAGGUCAUGGUAUUGAUGUCGAGUUGAGAAUUUUAAACGGCACCAAACCACGAGUGGUCAAGUUAUGGCAAGCCACCAAUGAAAAUGCAAGAGAUUUUAGAAUUACUACUAUUGGAAAAGCGUACACAUCAAGUGUUGUACCACCAAGUGAUGAUUCUGGACGAGUAUUCAGUGUUUCUGUCAAUAAUCCAAAGAAGGGAUAUACAGCAUUCACAAUGGAAAUGGAAUUUGAUGUCAUUCAAAAGCCUGGCAUUCCUGUAAUUCGGUUUACAACAAGUGCUUUUAUUACGCCUACCAGUACACCAUGUGUGUAUCCCUACUAG
Molecule: messenger RNA, 1581 nt
Organism: Naegleria lovaniensis
Lineage: Eukaryota; Heterolobosea; Eutetramitea; Acrasida; Naegleriidae
Exons: 3
Coding region: 1-1581 (526 amino acids)
Source: RefSeq, a predicted model, not a curated record